Messenger RNA from Aedes aegypti (yellow fever mosquito), 2112 nucleotides. RefSeq lists its product as uncharacterized. The record is from RefSeq and is a predicted model, not a curated record. Bases 735 to 2051 code for a protein of 438 amino acids. The transcript has 5 exons. NCBI's taxonomy places the organism in Eukaryota, Metazoa, Arthropoda, Insecta, Diptera, Culicidae.
GUUCACGCUUCUACAUGGGGCCUGGAGUACAUUUCUCUAGUACAAUGCAUUGUACUUAGCCACCCUUCCAAAGACCGCGGGCAGUUACAGCCAAAUCGUUUUGUAUUCAACUUUUUUUUUUUGCAUUUAUUCAUAUUCACUUUAGAAGCUUAACUAUCUUCGAAGGCGGCAGCGUGUGUGUAGCGAGUGUGCGCGCGCGUGAAAAGACGUAUUGUUUAGCAGUGUCUUUGAUUACUAUCAUCCAUCGUCUGGUAGUCCAAGUGUGUAGUAUGUGUACUUAGUUAGCGCUUACUAGCAAGAGACCCCUUAUGUCCCUCUGUGUCAUAGGUCCAAAACUGUUGGCCGCGGCGCGAGCCUAAGCGCGAAUAGCACUAAACGGCGCUUGGGAAAUUAUUUAUUGUUUAACCGUCGAACGGAACGGAACGCGAAAAAGAACGUUGGAAAAAUUACUUAUCGGGAAGUGUUGCUCGUUGACUGGAAAUUGUGCCUCCAUCCGUGAUAAGGAAUGCCAGAAUGAAAGUGAAAUUGGGGUCUUUUCUGGAGGUAGAAUGUGUGAAACAAUGACCACUGGUGAACCGAUUGAUCGUUUCGAAGAGUUUGGAUGAUUUUGAGGAGUCAAUUUUGAGUGGUGUGAGGAGAGUACCAUUGUAGUGAAUUUGAUAGAUUUCCAUUGAUUGACACAUUUGUCGAUCGAAUCAACUUAUCGUGAUUGCGGAUACAAAAAACGCGGAAGCAUGGUUAGACCGGCAUCAAGAAUAUUCAUUAAGUUCAUCGAAUUAUUGGCAUGUGUUGCAUGUAUAAUUACGAAAAUCAUCACUGACCAUGAGUCACGGCGAGUAUUCGUGCGGAAUCAGAAAUUAUCUAGAGAAUGGAGUCUGAUACACAACGUCACCUGGAGCAGUGGCGGCAAUGCAUUUACCAAUAUCGUCUACGGCGGCUACACAAUUGUCAUAGCGUUGAUGCUAAUCACAAGAUGUGUGGAUGCCAAAUCGAGACCGACGCUUUUCGAAAAGAUCGUGCUAACGCUAGGAACGUUGCUAUUCUUCGCUGCAGGUGGCCUGGUUUUUGCCUCAAUAGACCAAGUACAUCCGGACCUCCAUGACAACGCCAUCAUACUGGGCUGUUUAUCGUUCCUGGUAGCGAUACUGUUCGUCAUAGACUUGGCCGACCCGUUGGCUCGCAUGACCGCCCAUACGACUCAAACCGAUAGCUCCUCAAUGACGAACGUUUCGAGAGCAUCGGAAACGGAAAAGGGUAUUACUUUGAAGAAGGAUGUAUCGACCGAUACGGAAGCGCCAGUGUAUCUUAUUUCAGGCAAGGAACGGUACAAAGAUAUGAACGAACCGGAUAGUCAUCGAUUUGUGGAUUCAAAUGGACGAGAUUAUGCGGAUCGAGAUGAACCGGACCGAAGAAGCUAUCGUAAAUCUGAAUCAAGGCGGCAAAGCUAUCUGGAAAGUAUUGGCGAAGGUCUGGAUUACAGCCGGGAGUCUAUCGUUGAACGCAAAGUGCUUCCUUCUGUGCAGACGCCGGUUUUUGCUCACGUGCGACCAGCACCUGAAGAAAGUCGUCGUAUAGCUGGGAAGGAAAUCCAAUACCUACCUCGGUACGAUUACAGAGAUCGACGGGACUACCGCGAUGCCGGGCCACAAUCAGGUCGCCAAUCUGUGCACCAACAGUCACCGAAAGCACCUUCUUAUCACGACAACGAGUCGUUCGUGGAAGAAAUCUCACCAUCUCGUCGUAGCACCUACGUUCCGGCAGACAAGUUUGACAACGAAGCAGUACAGAUGAAUCCUCGUCCAAGGCCACCACCACCGGCAAAGCCUACCACUUCACCUACGACGGCGCAUGGAUCUGGUUCGGGAUCUGGAUCCAGCUGCAGUAACUGCAACUGCUCACAGAGAAGCCUACCGGGAAGGAGAAGAGAACAAGGACGGGAUGAGCCGGACAUACCGAUCAAACCGGGCUACGUGGCUAACGCCGCCAAGAAGUGGGACGAUCGACUUCGGAGUAAAAGUCAGCCCAUUAUAGGAUUGAAUACUAUGGUUUAACAAAAGCGAAGAUUUUCCAAACAGUAGCGAGUAGAUUAGUAAUAAAGCCAUUUUCCUAGAA